AUGAUCAAGAGCUGCAUGAUCAAGAGCUGCAUGAUCAAGAGCUGCAUGAUCAAGAGCUGCAUGAUCAAGAGCUGCAUGAUCAAGAGCUGCAUGAUCAAGAGCUGCAUGAUCAAGAGCUGCAUGAUCAAGAGCUGCAUGAUCAAGAGCUGCAUGAUCAAGAGCUGCAUGAUCAAGAGCUGCAUGAUCAAGAGCUGCAUGAUCAAGAGCUGCAUGAUCAAGAGCUGCAUGAUCAAGAGCUGCAUGAUCAAGAGCUGCAUGAUCAAGAGCUGCAUGAUCAAGAGCUGCAUGAUCAAGAGCUGCAUGAUCAAGAGCUGCAUGAUCAAGAGCUGCAUGAUCAAGAGCUGCAUGAUCAAGAGCUGCAUGAUCAAGAGCUGCAUGAUCAAGAGCUGCAUGAUCAAGAGCUGCAUGAUCAAGAGCUGCAUGAUCAAGAGCUGCAUGAUCAAGAGCUGCAUGAUCAAGAGCUGCAUGAUCAAGAGCUGCAUGAUCAAGAGCUGCAUGAUCAAGAGCUGCAUGAUCAAGAGCUGCAUGAUCAAGAGCUGCAUGAUCAAGAGCUGCAUGAUCAAGAGCUGCAUGAUCAAGAGCUGCAUCUUCCUGAGUGGGAAGAGCACUGAUCAGAACAUUGCGCCGUUUUAA
This is a messenger RNA of Pygocentrus nattereri (red-bellied piranha), 633 nucleotides long. Its product is annotated as keratin-associated protein 4-3. The transcript has 2 exons. Lineage: Eukaryota; Metazoa; Chordata; Actinopteri; Characiformes; Serrasalmidae. Bases 1 to 633 code for a protein of 210 amino acids. The record is from RefSeq and is a predicted model, not a curated record.